ACAACAGGACAUGUGUUUAGACUGUGACGCUCCUGUAUGUGUGUUGUAUUUAAAAAUGUAUGCGUCAGUAUUUUUUUAUGAGCUCGUCCUGCACGCGUGGGAGGCAGAAUAAGCAGAUAUAUCACGAGAUCUGACUGACUCUGGAUAUCAGUAGUCUCCGGCCAGACAGAUCGAGGAGUCUUGGACAGAUCGGGGCUGAACUUGUACCAGAACGCCCUCUCGCGACAAUCAGCUGACAGAAGUGUAUAUAUCCAACAUGGCAUCAUGACAGAAGAGGAGCCGUCAGUUGGUCCGUCACCAUCAGUUACCAUAGAAACCACCAAACAAGCCACGCUAGCUACGUUUAACAGGUCACCGUCAAAAGAUGCAAUGAAAGAGUAUCUGGAGAAAAAAGAGAGGGGUGAGCUUACUGCCCAGAAAGUAGACUUCCUCAAACAGAACAUUUUGACACCGGUGAAUCUCACUGUGACAAAUGAUGGAAUAUUGCACUUUGGGGAUGUUGUGAUGUUGGUGAACGUGGGAGGAAAAAAGAGGAAGUGCAGUGCACUGAGCAUUAACGCAGACAUCAACAGUUUGACGAGGAUUCCUGCGCCUAGCAUUCAAGCCCCAUGUGGAGUCAGUGCAGGAAAAGGCAUUCAGGCCUGCAAGCGCACUGCCUUCAUCAUUACCAGUGUAGAUGGCAGUCCUGAAGGAUCAACUCUGCAUUUUGAGCAGAGUUUUGCCCUGAAAACAACAAGUGGCAUUGCUGGGGGACUUUACUUGACAAGUGACCUGCGAAGUUUUCAAAAGUGUGCGAAGAUGUCCCGGUUACAAGAAGUAAACUUGGAUGACGGCGGUUCCUUCCUGUCAUGGUGGAAGAUAGUUCACUUUGACCCCCAGGAGAGGCUUGAAUAUGAGGGUCAGCCUGUCCCUGCUAAUGUGAGCGUGUUGAUAAUACACUGCAAGACAAACCAGGCUCUUGCUGUUCUGGGUGAUCACGUCCUUUGGACCACUUAUGGCAAAGAGUAUGAGAUGACGGCUCACACCUUCCUGGACUCCCACAAAGCUGAGCAGGACAACAACCACUGGAUACUGUGCACCUGUGACCCUGCAGGCAACGGGCUCGUACUUCCCAACCAACCACAGUCAGCAUCCAACAACAAGGAGCACACACAGGCAAACCCUGGCAUCUAAAUCUAACACUAUCCUCUCUCAUGCUGUAACAUGUACAAUUAGGGCAGAAAGAUACCACAUCAUUUUUUUUUUUUAAAUAAAGGUUGUUUUUUGUUC
This is a messenger RNA of Perca fluviatilis (European perch), 1269 nucleotides long. RefSeq names its product cilia and flagella associated protein 161 (gene cfap161). Lineage: Eukaryota; Metazoa; Chordata; Actinopteri; Perciformes; Percidae. Bases 265 to 1173 code for a protein of 302 amino acids. The transcript is spliced from 8 exons. Gene Ontology annotation, biological process: cilium assembly. Gene Ontology annotation, cellular component: motile cilium. The record is from RefSeq and is a predicted model, not a curated record.